This is a messenger RNA of Nannospalax galili (Upper Galilee mountains blind mole rat), 3306 nucleotides long. It is a transcript of the gene Brf2, whose product is annotated as BRF2 RNA polymerase III transcription initiation factor subunit. The record is from RefSeq and is a predicted model, not a curated record. NCBI's taxonomy places the organism in Eukaryota, Metazoa, Chordata, Mammalia, Rodentia, Spalacidae. The transcript has 4 exons. The coding region runs from base 523 to 1764 and encodes 413 amino acids. Gene Ontology annotation, molecular function: RNA polymerase II general transcription initiation factor activity; TBP-class protein binding. Gene Ontology annotation, cellular component: transcription preinitiation complex; nucleus. Gene Ontology annotation, biological process: transcription initiation at RNA polymerase II promoter; transcription preinitiation complex assembly.
AUCCUAGGAACCCAACCCAGGUCCUCUACAAGACGAGCCAGUGCUCUUAACUACUUGGCCAUCUCUCCAGCCCUCCUCUUGAUUUUUAAGAAGAGAUUGGACCAGGCACAGUGACACAAGCCUGUAAUCUCAGCACUGGGGAGGCGGAAGCACAUCAGGUCUCUAAGUACGCAGAAGUAGCUCACUUUUUUUUUUUCUGGUCUUUUUUAGACCUGGAACUCACUGUGUAGACCUGGCCAGCCUUGAACUCACAGAGAUCGGCCGCCUCUGCCUCCAGAGUGCCUCCGGGAUUAAAGGCAUGCGCCACCACUCCUGGAACCUUUCUUCCUAGUUCUGGUUUCUACCCGAGCCCACAGGAAGGAUCGGAAGGGGCGCGCGGCCGCUGGGCGGAGCAAACCACUAGGCUGCGGUCCCGCUGGCCGGAAGAGCGAGGUGCCACCCCUGUUAGGCCCCGUUCACGUUUCUGCGGCGCGGUCGCUGGGUUCUGAGUGGCUGUUGUGGGGUUACCGCUGCGCUGAAGCAAUGCCGGGCGGAAGCCGCUGCCCCGACUGCGGCUCCGCGGAGCUGGUGGAAGACUCGCAUUAUGCACAGAGCCAGCUGGUGUGCUCCAACUGCGGCUGCGUGGUCACCGAAGGCGUCCUCACCACCACCUUCAGCGACGAGGGCAACCUCCGAGAAGUAACAUAUUCUCAAAGCACAGGAGAAAACGAACAAGUCAGUCGCAGCCAGCAACGAGAUCUUCGCCGAGUGAAAGACCUGUGUCAAGUUCUGAAGUUGCCAGUAACAUUUGAGGACAUCGCAGUUGCCUACUAUCAAAAGGCAUACCAGCUCUCCGGCAUCCGUGCUUCUAGGCUGCAGAAGAAGGAAGUGGUGGUUGGAUGCUGUGUUCUAAUCACCUGCCGGCAACAUAACUGGCCCUUAACCAUGGGAACCAUCUGUACCCUGUUGUAUGCUGAUCUGGAUGUGUUUUCUGGCACCUACAUGCAGAUAGUGAAGCUUUUGGGGCUGAAUGUGCCAUCUCUGUGCUUAGCAGACUUGGUGAAGGCUUACUGCAGCAGCUUCAAAUUGUUCCAGGCUUCCCCAUUGGUGCCAGCCAAGUAUGUGGAAGAUAGAGACAAGAUGCUGUCCCGGACCCUGCUGUUGGUGGAGCUGGCAAAUGAGACGUGGCUGGUGACCGGGCGGCACCCUCUGCCCAUCAUCACUGCAGCUGCCUUCCUGGCAUGGCAGUCUCUACGGCCUUCAGAUCGACUGGCAUGCUCUCUUGCCCGAUUCUGUAAAUUGGCAAACGUGGACCUGCCCUACCCUGCUGCAUCUCGUCUCCAGGAGUUCCUGGCUGUGCUGCUACGGAUGGCUGAGCAGCUGGCCUGGUUGCGGGUUCUGAAACUUGAUAAGCGCUCUGUGGUGAGACACAUUGAUGACCUUCUCCAGCACCGCCACAUGCUGCUCCGCAUGGCUUUUCAGGACGGAACAGCAGAAGUAGAGACCCAGAAGCAGCAGCAGGAGCCAGGACAGCAAGAGGUGGAGCACAGCGUCUUCAGUCUGCCCAAGGGGAAGAGGCCAGCCAGUCCUGCCCUUCUCCCACCCUGCAUGUUGAAGCCCCCAAAGCGGAUCCAGUCCACACCCCCUGCCUCCACAGUGACUGGAGAUGAGGACAUUUCUGAUGGUGAAAUAGAGCAGUAUUUGCGUACCCCUCAGGAAGUUAGCAACUUUCAGAGAGCCCAAGCUGUCAGCCAGGCAGCCCUGAGUGCGUCUAACCCUCCCUGAUGCACACUCAGAGAUAUUUUGUAAUUCUGACUACAGCUGGGUAGACCUAUCAUAUCCCAAGAAGUAAGUAUAUGUGACCCUUGAAUACUGCCUUUCUCAUUUAAAGGAACCAAGAUUGGUCUUACAAUUUGUUGACCCUAAAGUCCUAGAGAAGUUGGGAGGAGUUUGGGUAAGUUCUGUCCCUUGGUGCAGGUGAGCAAGUUACCUGUCUAUAGUCUGUGGAAUGGCUCCUUCCCAAGACGGGAAAAUGCUGCUCUUCUGCCCUCGUUUGAACGGGAUGCAUUGUUGUUGUGGAGGAGCUGGUUUUCCUAGUGUUAGCAACCCUUAGUUGAGCAGGAAUAGGAAUUCCUGGCCAUUAUCUGGUCUAGGCUCUAAUGGUUUUGUGUAUUCAUGAGAUCGUCUACCUCAUUAACAAAAGGGCCAUGGGUAGAAUACAGCUAUAGCUCAAAGGGCUUUGAAAGAGUUUUAAUAUAUUAAAACAAAAGGCAUCAGAAAACAUUCUAUUGUAUAAAACAAGCUUUUAAAAACGUUUUCUUUGGCACUUCAUUCCCUCCCUUCCCUUUCCCCAGCAUAUUGCAAAAAGCUCUCCAGUGCUAAGGCAUUGGCAGGGUACGUAAACAGCAGCCAGUAUGUGGAAGAAUAAUACAAAAGCUUUCUCUCCUAGUAUUGCCUGUGCAGCAAGCAUAAAUAACAGGACCCCUCUUAAGGAGUGGGUUUGUCCUCAGCUGGCUAGACCCAGGUGACAUGAAGCCUGGAGGGAGCCCAAGCCAGACCUAGACUCCCAAUGCUCUUCACAAGGCCCAAGGGUCCCCGUUUCCAUGUAGUCCUGUAGUGAGGCAUUUUAGGGUGGGAGACAAUGGUGGUUGGGUUUCAAAGUAGUGAAAGCACAGGCCCUUGAAGGCUCUCCAGGGCUUGGCUGGGCUUCUGUGAGUUGGAAGCUGGUUUGACAUUUUAUAGGUUCCCCUAACUGUGGAGUUAGAGAUCCAUUCUUGGCAUGGCUCUGCCACAAAGCCUCACAGAGGCAGGCGUCCUCAGUCCCUUGGAGUUAGACACUGAGACCAGGCAAUGGGCCUUAUAAUUGCAGUUAAGUGCUUUUCUAAGCAUCACCAGAAGCUUUGGGGUGGAUUCCCUCUUCAGACUACUGUGCCCAGAUCCAAGUAGCAGCUCCCUCCCAUUAAGCCUUCUGGCACCUGGCAGCAUCACCAUCUCAGGUAUAAGGGCUCGGAUUUUAGUCUGGGACACCUACCUGCAUCCCACAGGACAAGCUGAUCUCUAUAGCUGCCUUUCACACUGCCCAAGUCCCAUCCCCUUGCAUAGUUAAUCCAAAAAGCAGCCCCUUUGGCUCCCCAGGGCCUGGCACCUGGCUCACUAGAAUGGCUUCCUGACCCAAAGCUGGGGCCAGGAUCUUGGCAGUGACCCACGUGCCUUGUAGAAGACCGUGAAAGAAUUGGUACGCCGCUUCUCACUUUCUGAACCCUCCUGGGCUGGGCUCUUCCACUCCCGUCAUGGGUAACCCCCCAGGCUGAGGAAGAUUUGUCCCCA